This is a messenger RNA of Fusarium mangiferae, 570 nucleotides long. RefSeq lists its product as uncharacterized. Bases 1 to 570 code for a protein of 189 amino acids. The transcript is spliced from 2 exons. The record is from RefSeq and is a predicted model, not a curated record. Lineage: Eukaryota; Fungi; Ascomycota; Sordariomycetes; Hypocreales; Nectriaceae.
AUGUCUCAGUUCUUUGGAUUCUCCUGGACAACUCCCCACAGCUUCAUCAAGAGCUUUCGGGAGGAAAGUCCACGCUCCAAAUACAUCAAUGACUUGGUGGAGCGCAUCAGUUCCGAGAUAGGGAGCGGAACCACAGUUCUCUUGCAGGAGACCCUCAGAAAUUAUAUACAUCCUUGCAACAUGGACCUGGCCCUCACCACCAUCAACCUCAUGCGGUUCCCCUUCAACACAACAUCGCCUCCUGGGAACGACUACAGAAACCUCCGAUAUAGACGCACCAUCACAUUGACUGAGUCGUGGAACAUUGCUGGGUAUCUCACCGAAGUCUUGAGCAACGGGAAGAGACUCCACGAGUUUCUUGAAUUAGCGGAUCAAGUCAACCAACUUGCCUUCAUCUUCGCCUCAGUCAACCACCCGGAAUACUACUGGUUUAAAAUGUUCUAUCUGUACUCUACGGCCAGCACAAGAGAUGUGAUUCUAUUUCUGGUUAAUAUGAUCCGCCGUCGAAUGUUGCAAGCUAUCAUUCGGAACCCGCCUGAGCCCAGCAAGCAUUUUGGCUCCACGAGUUAA